Molecule: messenger RNA, 1332 nt
Organism: Mucor velutinosus
Lineage: Eukaryota; Fungi; Mucoromycota; Mucoromycetes; Mucorales; Mucoraceae
Gene: APT1
Product: adenine phosphoribosyltransferase
Exons: 3
Coding region: 1-1332 (443 amino acids)
Molecular function (GO): actin binding
Source: RefSeq, a predicted model, not a curated record
AUGUCUCAAUGGGAAACUAUUUUGGAUAAAUCAUCACAUAUAUCACCAGUGAAAAUCAAUCCGCCAAAAAACCAUUCCACUGAGCGGCUUGAAAUCCUGAUGAAAAGUAAAAGCACAACAAAAGCGAGAGCAACAUCACAUGAAUCGGAGGCCAGUAUAACAUCAAGGAGGUUUCCUAUCAGAGCUAUCAUCACAUCUACACUGAUUCUUGUCAGUCUGGCGUACAUGACAGCCUCAAUAGGUUGCAGCAUUAACAGAUCGAAUUCAGCCCACCAUCCUAUAUGUAGACGCGUUGUUCAGCUGCAAUCUCCAUAUGAACUGUACAAUGGCGCAAUGAACAAGAAUUUGAUCCACAACAGUAAACAAAGAUCAAGAGCAUGGCUGCAUCAGAAAAUGGAUAGCUGUUAUGAAGCCACAGAGCCAUACAUCUCCAAAGUGAAGCAGGGCUAUCGUUGGACAGAAACUACCAGUGUCAAGAGCGCUUUCAAGCUGACUAGCCAUGUUGUAAAAUCACUGAUCUAUACAGACGGGGAACAACUUGGUCCCGUGCGAUACAUAAACCAACUACAGAGCAAUUACAUAAAGCCAGUUUGGAAUUACAUCAAAGACUAUAUUCACAAGCAUAUGGUUCAACUUCGGCAUCAGAUGGACGAUUACAUUGAAAGCGGUUCGCAUGAACUAGCAUAUACAAAUGGAGCAGAGGAGCAAGGUGUUUCUGGUGGAAUUGUAGAGGAUAAACUAAAGAGAACGGCCAAGAGGAUCUUGGAUUACAUUGAUCAAAUCAACGAGCAAUCCAUCAAUACAGGAAUGAAACAAGACGAAGCUAGACUCAAAGCACACGAAAUUAUCAAGAGCAUCACAGAUGCAACAACUGCAAGCAAUCCAGCUCAUAUAAACAUAAUCGAUAUCAACAAGGACAGUUCAGAUGUUGAAAAAAUUGCAUACGAAAUACAAGAGAUCAUGGAAGUGGCAGUACUAGAAAAAAGGCAAUUGGAUGAGCAAUUGGAUCUGAUACAAGCAAAGUUAUCCUCUUUUGCUGUGACAGGAAAUGAUGAUAAGAACAAGGAUGAAAGAGACGUACACCAUUUCACGAUAGCAGCCCUCAAAUCAGAGAUCGAUAAUCUAAGAGCCAUUGCAGAGAACAAUGUGCGCCAAAGGGCAAAAGCAAGUGUAACAGUAGCUGAGAGCAUCAACAGGAGUCCAAGCAUCAAAAAUCGAAUGAAAGAGGACAUUCAGACAGCUCAGCGCGCUGCUUUGAAAGAUUUACGACAAGUGUAUGUUAAACUGUAUCAAACGAACAAAUUGAUCGAUACGCUUGCAUCCCAACAUUGA